Messenger RNA from Anopheles cruzii, 881 nucleotides. RefSeq lists its product as uncharacterized. The record is from RefSeq and is a predicted model, not a curated record. The transcript has 5 exons. Bases 108 to 881 code for a protein of 257 amino acids. NCBI's taxonomy places the organism in Eukaryota, Metazoa, Arthropoda, Insecta, Diptera, Culicidae.
GUUGGAAUAGUUUGUGUCAAAGUGUUUAAUUGUACAAGCCAUUGUAAUGACGAGUCAAGUGAGAAGCUACUUUUAAGCUUCCGUUUCAAUUUAGCCGUCUCUCCCAAAUGAAGUACUCAAUUAUGGAUGCCGCUUCUUGUCUGAAACUUUGGAUAUACACCGUAGCCCUAGCGCUGGCGAGCUGCGACACCAUUCAAAGCCCGGCGGAACCCGCGCUACCGGAACCGGUGUGCGGUCAAAUAUCGCAAAUGCUGGACAGCUGUUUCCGCAACUCGUCGCCCUCGGUCGCCGUCGAGCUGCUGCACUCGGUGAAGAUCCCCGACUCGGCGGAGGAAAUUAGCAAUCGCUGUCUGUUGUUCAAUCGGGGCAUGGAGUGCGUUCAGCACUACUUGAACGUUUGCGUUGACCAGCAGGAGCGGAAAAUCAUUGAAAACGAAGUUUACGGUGCCAAGCGGCUGUACGAGUUUCUGUGCCGUGACCGGUCCUUUCAGAAAGAAUUUCUGCAGCACAAGGAGUGCUUUCACCAUGUCCACCACGAUUGGGACGCUUGUUCGAACAAAUUUGUGAGCAUCCUCAAGGAGGAAAUGUCGAAGACGACGAAACAAUCGAUGAACGUGCAGUACAUGCAGUUCUGCUGCGCCCGGUACGGUUACGAGAACUGCGUCUACAACAGUGCCCGGUACAAGUGCCGUCAGGAGUCGGCCGUCUUUUUGCGCACCGUCGCGAAGCUCCUGUCCACCGACCGGCACUUCCUGAACUGUGAUAAGAUCGAGCACGAGGUGUGCUCGGCCGCCGGCAAGGAGCUGGCCCGGCACCGGGGACCACUAUCGCUGAUGGGCGUGAUUGGCUUGCUGCUGUCGGCGAACCUUCGGCUCCGAUAG